AUGUCGGCUGCGGGCGGCAGCAGGUCGAGCAAGAGGAGGAGGCUGGAGGGAUCAGACGAGGCGAGGGAGGAGGGAGGAGAAGAAAGGAACGCAAAGGGAACGAAGAAGAGAUCGCCAACACGAGGAAGUACUUGCGAGCAUGGACGGCAGCGAUCGGUCUGCAAGGGAUGCGGGGGCAGUGGCAUAUGCGAGCACGGGCGGGUCAGAUCGGUCUGCAAGGAGUGCGGGGGGGGCAGCAUAUGCGAGCACGGGCGGAUCAGAUCGCAAUGCAAGGGAUGCGGGGGGGCAAGCAUAUGCGAGCACGGGCGGAUCAGAUCGGUCUGCAAGGAAUGCGGGGGCAGCAGCAUAUGCGAGCACGGGCAGCAGCGAUCGCAAUGCAAGGGAUGCGGGGGCAGCGGCAUAUGCGAGCACGGGCGGCGGCGAUCGCAAUGCAAGGGAUGCGGGGGCAGCAGCAUAUGCGAGCACGGGCGGGUCAGAUCGGUCUGCAAGGAGUGCGGGGGGGGCAGCAUAUGCGAGCACGGGCGGAUCAGGUCAAAAUGCAAGGGAUGCGGGGGCAGCGGCAUAUGCGAGCACGGGCGGAUCAGAUCAACAUGCAAGGGAUGCGGGGGCGGGAGCAUAUGCGAGCACGGGCGGGUCAGAUCGGUCUGCAAGGGAUGCGGGGGCAGCAGCAUAUGCGAGCACGGGCGGCGGCGAUCGCAAUGCAAGGGAUGCGGGGGCAGCAGCAUAUGCGAGCACGGGCGGAUCAGAUCCAUAUGCAAGGAGUGCGGGGGGGGCAGCAUAUGCGAGCACGGGCGGGUCAGAUCGAGGUGCAAAGAAUGCGGGGGAGGGAGCAGCAGGUACAAGCAGGGGAGGAGCUGA
Molecule: messenger RNA, 858 nt
Organism: Guillardia theta CCMP2712
Lineage: Eukaryota; Cryptophyceae; Pyrenomonadales; Geminigeraceae
Exons: 1
Coding region: 1-858 (285 amino acids)
Source: RefSeq, a predicted model, not a curated record